Molecule: messenger RNA, 4772 nt
Organism: Larimichthys crocea (large yellow croaker)
Lineage: Eukaryota; Metazoa; Chordata; Actinopteri; Sciaenidae
Gene: zc3h18
Product: zinc finger CCCH-type containing 18
Exons: 20
Coding region: 217-3738 (1173 amino acids)
Cellular component (GO): precatalytic spliceosome
Molecular function (GO): metal ion binding; RNA binding
Source: RefSeq, a predicted model, not a curated record
UCUCCCCUCUAGAUUGUCGUAUGUUGAUGACGUCGAGGUAAUGGCUGCUAUCGCCGCGUCGUGCCGAGUGUUUUAUAGCGGUUAAAUUAAAAUAAACAAUUUCAUAUUUAUUGUGAACCGAAACAGAAGAAGCACAUCAGGCGGGAGAGGGGCCGGUUUGUUCCACGCAGCAGUGCCGUGUGUAAAGAGCUCCGCGGUCGGAAAGAAUAUUCUCUAAUGGAUACUCCUGAGAGCCCUACCCAGUCUCCUCAGUCCCCUGAAGAGGAGGAGAAGGGCCUUUCUGACAGUGAGCUGCUGGAUUCUCCGGAUGACGAAGAGGACAGGCUCAUCUCAGACAGCGAGAUAGUCCACGACGAGGAGAACGGGGCGCUGGGUGAGGAGGAUGAAGAGGAGUUGGAGAGCCGAGGAAGAGGGUCGGAAUUAGAGGAGGAGAGGGAAGAAGAGGAUGAGGUGGUCCCGGACUUUGUCUCAGACCCAGAGGAUGAUGAGCCUGGAGGAGAAAUAGAUGGGAUAGGACAGGAGGAUGGGACCAUUAUGCUCAUGGAGGGGGAUGAAGAUGGUCCACAAGGGGACCAGUUGGAUGGGGAGGAGGAGAAGGAAGGAGAGGAGCAAGAGGAGGAUAGAGUCAUUGACACCCCACAGUCUCCAGACUCAGAGCCGGAACAGGGCAAGAGCUUCAUCGCUGAAGAGGAUCGAGAAGAUGGGGAGGAAGGAUACAGUGAUUACCGAAAGGGAGCAGAACACGAGUCAGCUGAAGUGGAUUAUGAGGAGGAGGAAGAUAAAAGCAAAGCUGGGGAGGAAGAGGAGGAUGAAAGGAUGAGAGCCGAGGAGAGGAGGAGAGCCGUUGCAGUGAGGGAGAUGAAGGAUGACUCGGCAUCUGUUUCCCGGGAGCUAGACGAACACGAGCUGGAUUACGAUGAGGAGGUCCCCGAGGAGUCCAACAUCCCUACACACGAGGAGGAAGAAGAUGAGGAAGACGCGAAAGCAGAAGGAGAAGAAGAGGAGGAGAGCGAGGACAAGAUCAGCAAGAAGAAGGAGAAAAAGACAAUCCUCCCACCGUCUCCCAAAGACAGUGAGUUCAAGAGGACAGAUGACUCGAAAGGGUCUGAGAGGGUGCGCAGAGAUUCCUUCAGAGACAAGAAGAAGGACGAGGACGACGGCGAAAUCGAUGAAGGAGAGAUCGAUGAUGAUGACCUGGAGGAGGGGGAGGUCAAAGAUCCAUCAGACAGGAAGAUCAGACCACGUCCAAUCUGCAGGUUCUUCAUCAAAGGAAAUUGUACUUGGGGUAUGAACUGUAGGUUCAUCCACCCUGGAGUCAAUGACAAAGGUAACUACUCUCUCAUCAGUAAGCCAGACCUCUUCUCACCUAACGGGGCGCCGCCUGGAGGACCACACCCACUCAUACCUAAUAAUCCCUGGGUUGGACCUGCAGUGGAGGAGCUCCCUCCACCCCCUCCUCCAGUGGAGCCUCCUGUGGAGAGUGCCUGGGAGAGAGGUCUGAGGCAUGCCAAAGAGGUGCUGAAGAAGGCCACCAUCCGUAAGGAGCAGGAGCCGGACUUUGAGGAGAAGCGUUUCAACGUGACCAUCGGAGAGGACGAGAGAGAAUUCGACAAAGAGAACGAUUUCUUCAGAGAACGCAGCUACCGCAUCAUCAGAGAUGAAAUGGAGUUCAGAGAUCCGAUAUACAGUGACCCAUACGCCGAUCCAUACUAUGACUAUGAAAUGGAGGCGCUAUGGCGAGGUGGCCAGUAUGAAAACUUCAGAGUUCAGUACACAGAAGCUCCUCUUCCUUACCACUACAGUGAGCGUGAGCGUGAACGUGAUCCUCGGGAGCGGAACCGGGACAGAGACAGGGAGAGAGAUCACCGCGAGAGGGAACGCCGACAGAGAGAGAGGGAGAGGGAGAGAGAGCGGGAGCGCGAGAAAGAGAGGAUGCGACGAAAAGAAGAAUGGGAGAGGGACAGGAUCAAGCGAGACGAGAAGGAGAGGCCGAGGAUGCGUCCUCCACGAGAAGCCAGGGAGAAGAAGGAUGAGGAAAAACUGAAACCACGCUCUCCUCUCAGCCUGCCACCCAACAGGCCGAUGGAGCCUCCCUCAAAGAAGGAGGUUGUACCAGUCAUGAGGCGACCAGAUGAGUGGAAGGACCCAUGGCGUCGGUCCAAAUCCCCUAGAAGACGCCCUGGACUCGGGUCCCCACCGCGAGGCCGGCGGCGGCAUAGACCCUCAGGCUCCUCCGUUUCUCUGUCCAACUCCUCCAGGUCGUCGUCUCGCUCUUCAUCCUACACAGGCUCCGGGUCGUCUCGUUCCCGCAGUCGCUCUUCCUCAUUCAGCUCCUACUCCAGCCACUCUUCCCAGCGCAGCUCAUUCAGUGGCAGCCGCUCUAGGUCUCGAUCGUUCUCCACAUCUCCUUCACCGAGUCCAGCAGCACCGAGGAAUCCUAAGAACAAACCGGACCUUCCUCCUAUGUUAGCUAAAGGUAUGCCGUUGAAGCCGGGUGCCAUGCCCCCUCCUCGCAGGGACAAGCCUCCCAUGAAGAAAGCUCCCAGUCCUCCUCCACCCGGCGGGCUGCAGGGCAGGCCUUCCAAACCCUUGCCAGAAGGAGGGAAGCUUCCCAACAAUCCCCGGGAGCCUGGAGGGGUGGGCGGCGGCGGCGGCGGUGGUGGUGGUGGAGGCGCAGGCGGUGGAGCCGGGAGAGCCCUGCCACCACGAGAACCUGGAAAACCUCCAAACUUAAGGGAAGACAGGCGUAAAGAACGGCAGCCACGUCCUCCAAGGAGGCGAACUGUGAGUGGGAGUGUUAGUGGAAGCGGUAGCAGUUAUUCUGGUUCUAGCUCCAGAUCCUCCUCCAACUCCCUCUCACGCUCACGCUCCGGAUCUAGAAAAUCCAGGAAAUCCAGAUCGCUCAGCGUCAGCAGCGUGUCGUCGGUGUCAUCGGCGUCGUCGAGCAGCAGCUCCGUGCGCAGCGCAGACUCGGAUGACAUGUACGCUGACCUGGCCAGCCCCGUGUCCUCUGCCAGCUCCCGCUCACCCACACCAAACCACCCCCGCAAAGAGCGAGGACCUCCACGGGACCGGCCUCCACACGGCAGAGACAAGAACAGGGAGAGGUCGUCAAAGAAAGAUGAACCCUUCAGGGAGGACCGCAGGAAGAUCGACCCAUCUGGCGCCCCACCUCGAGGAGGCAACCCCAUGCCCAGAUUGGGACCUGGUAGCAGGGGUGGCCACCCUAUGCACCCCCCACCUGGCGCCAUGGGUCCCCCAGGAAACUAUGGAGGUUCAGGUUCCCACAAAGACAUUAAACUCACCCUCCUCAACAAGCAGCAGGGGGAUAAAGGCAACAGGAAGAGGUACCUGCCUUCAGACAAAGACAGGCCAGGUUCCCCCCUCAGCAAGAGAAUGGCCAUGUCUCCAGAUAGAGGCCGUGAUAAGAGGAUACCGGGCCGACCCCCACUCUCCCCUCGAAUGGAUCGACCCAGAGGCCAAGGGCCCCGACCCAUGCCCCCACAGGGAGACAGAAAACGGCCCCUGUCGCCGCCCCCCAAAUCUUCCGGGAAAGGCCCAGCACCGCCGAUGGGCAAGCCAGCCAUCCCGGGCUCCGCUUCAGCCGCCGGCUCGGGCUCCGGCUCCGGCUCCAACAAACCGAGCAACACACUGUCCCGCCGCGAGGAGCUGCUGAAACAACUGAAGGCUGUGGAGGACGCCAUCGCCCGGAAACGAGCAAAGAUCCCCGCCAAAUAAAACAGAAAGCGCCCUUCCUCACCUGUUCGCCAGUCUGCCUGCCUGCCUGUGCAGCCUUGUGAGCCGGAAUACAGCGAGUGGACAUAAUAAAAAUGUUGUAUGGUUCAUGUAUAAAGGCUAUUGUGUAAGUGAACAGGAAGUGGUCGCCACGAAAAAAACCAUCUUCUGCUUGUUUGCCCUCAGAAGAGGUUUGGCUCCGCUCCAUUCUAGAGUGUUGUUCACUCCCAUAUGCCCGACUUUAGCUCUCCUUAAAGGUCUUUGAAUGUCUCAGCUGCAGUUUACCUCAUCAACUAGGAACAGGAGGAAACAUUUGGGCAUUUGGUGAGGGAGGGACGUCUCAGGAACGGAGUGUACUUCACAGUCCAGAAACAGGAGGGGUAGUAAGGUGCACUUGAUCACUUGCUUCUCACUUUGUUCCUUCAGUGAAGAGGAAGCAUCUUCCUCACGCGGCGUGACGAACGACAGAAUCUACUACUUCUGUCUUUCUCUGCCCCCUUUUAUCGUCUUGUUCUCUCACAUCUUUUCUUUUGUUUCCUCCGUGUGGAGUGAUGUGACUGUUGGGUCAGCUCUACAGGGUACUGACAGCCCACAGGGCUUCACAAGGCUUCUUUGUAUAAAUCUACAAAUUCUCGAGCAUCUAUAUCCAGCCACUGUAAGCGAUCACAAGGCCAUGCUUUGUUUACAGCGGGUGCCCAUCUUUAACCAAUGACUCGUCUGCGUUCUGUGUUUUUAGGGCAGUGGUCACUGUCACAAUUUGUACAAUAAUAGCAAGUCAUCAAGAUUCUUUCAAGCGUAUAAUUAUAGACAACAGUGAUGUGAAGUAUUGCUUCUUCUUUUUCUUUUUUUUUCUUUUUUAAACCUGCAGAUUUUUUGUUUUUCUUCUUAGCUCUUCUCAAGUGAAAAAAACCUGAUGUUUUAUUUGUGUCACAUUUUUAGUUGGAGACGUAUGAGCGGUGGAACGGGGGACAUUUAGAGACAAGAUGUCUUGCUUUUGUGACAAAAGCCUUCUAAAUAAACUAUUUUGAUAAAGAGAA